AUGACAUUUUUGGAUUGGAGCCUCCAAGAGAAGCCACAUGGCUUGCAGUUGUUGGCUUUUGGCAACGCUGACGUCAGCAGCCUAAAGGCAUGGAGACGGGUGCUGGAGCUGCUUCCCGGGCCUAAGAACCCUCCUGCCUGGGUUAGCCUUGCACGCUGGACUUGCUCUAAAGCCCUCUAUUGUGGUUGUAAGUCGAAACUGAUUGUCCAUCACAUAUUGUUUUAA
This is a messenger RNA of Prunus armeniaca (apricot), 225 nucleotides long. The record is from the annotation of a GenBank genome assembly. Lineage: Eukaryota; Viridiplantae; Streptophyta; Magnoliopsida; Rosales; Rosaceae.